Messenger RNA from Mytilus californianus (California mussel), 759 nucleotides. RefSeq lists its product as uncharacterized. Gene Ontology annotation, cellular component: lysosome; extracellular region. The transcript is spliced from 5 exons. Gene Ontology annotation, biological process: cell-matrix adhesion. The record is from RefSeq and is a predicted model, not a curated record. Bases 54 to 686 code for a protein of 210 amino acids. Gene Ontology annotation, molecular function: calcium ion binding. Lineage: Eukaryota; Metazoa; Mollusca; Bivalvia; Mytilida; Mytilidae.
GACUUAACACUAUAAAAUGUGGUGCUUAAUUAUGUCAUAGUUUAACGUUUACAAUGGAGAAGUAUCUUGUCCUUCUUUCUUUCGCUGCUUUGAUAGCGUCUGUUUUUGGCUGCUGUUGGCCGUCAGAAUUCGAGGGAUUCAGUGGGUCCAGUCUAAAAGCUGACAAUUCACCGGCUAUAUCGGGUUUCUAUGCAAUUGCCGUCAGCAAAACGAAGAAGAAAAUUUAUUCAUCUGGAAAAGUGUUCGCCAAUGGCAAACAGUAUUCAGUAACAACAUUGUUUGAUUAUACCAAGGGCAAGAAGUACUUAGUGGUAGAUAACAGAUGCUUCACAUCAGCUAUUUCUAGUAGUAUGACAGGAUGUUUGAAUCCCAAGGCAAAGUUCACAGUUUCAUCGCAUUAUGGAAUUGCUUCCAGUCCCAAGCUUUCAGUAAAGAUAUAUUCAUGGUCAGAUGCUUUGGACUACAAAACUGCGAUUGUAGUAGAUAUAGGUUCUGGACAGUGUGUACUUCAAGCAAUAUCCGGUUUUUCAACUAGUGCUCUCAGUAAUACUGGCUAUAUUGGCCUGAAAAGAGGAGUCUCCAACCCUGCAGUCUUUAAUAUCCCUGCUCCUUGUCCAAAGACAGAAGGCUAUAUGAAUGAGGAACCAGACCACCUGAAAUUUGUUCCACAUCACAAUUGGCUAUAAGAAUCAGAGUUUAAAUAGUUGACAAUCUUUAUCUAAAAAGAAUUGGAUUUAAAUAAAGUCAAUGUUAACCGAA